AUUUUUCCAAAAGCGGAAACUUUUUACGCAUGCGUCGUACACGCGCAUGCGCCAAACACAUUAAUGAUUUGUCGCGCCCAAAUGUACAGGUAAAUAGCAAAAACAGUAGAAUGACGGAGGCAAUAAACUCUAGUUUUAAAUAGAAGUAAAAGAAAUAUCGGGUAUGUGUCCGAAGUCACGGUAGCAGAGUGGACAGAAGCCCGUAUUCGGGCUCUAGCACCAUGAGCUCCCCUAAACUCAACGAAAGAUGUCCGAGCAGUUUGAGCAACGGGAAAAAAUUGCUGAACAACGAAUCAAAGGAAGACUCUUUGGAUAACUCUAUAAGGGAGUCGGGGAAAUCUGAGAGAUCUGGAGGAAAGGGCGAAGAAGACUGGCGAAGGCGUACUAUCAUCGUGGAGAAAAAAAAUGGCACAUACGGUUUCACAUUGCAAAGCUACGGAAUACAUUACAAGAAGGAACAAGAAAUCGAAGUUAUCACUUACGUGGAUCACGUGGAAGUGGAGGGACCAGCAGCAGCGGCUGGCAUGCGAGAGGGUGACGUCAUCCUCUCCAUCAACGGGGUGGACGUUGAACGCGCCGACCACACCGCCAUCGUCGACGCCAUCAACGGCUGCGACACCCGCAUGCGCAUGGUCGUCAUCUUUGAGGACUGCGUGCGCAAGGUCGAACUCCAUCUGAAGUAUAUCAACCUACAACGAGCUAUCCAGUCCAAAAUGAGAGAACUAGAACAACUCACCGUCCGCGAAAGGCAGCUAUUUGAUUCCAACUGGAAAACACACAGCUUGCCCUCGCAAAAAAAGAAAAACUCACCGUCCGAUGCGAUAUCCGAUUCGGAGGACAACAAUAUCGGCGAGAAUGUUAACACUUCGUAUUGUAGACCUACGCUUUCGAGUGAGAAUGUCACUGCCGCUAAGCCCCCGCAAAGUAACGUAUUUAUGUAUCAGUAUUUAGACCCUAGGUAUGGAGCGUGUGUCAUACAACCUAGUAUUAGAACAGGUAGUUUCGUCAUUACCGUUGGUUCUCCGAGAAAUAAACGCGAGUGUCAUCACUAUGUAGUCAAGGCGCCAGCCGAAUGCCAUCGAGCCUCAGAAACAUAUAAAGCAGCGAAUACCAAACACACUAAGGUUCACAGAAGUAACCAUAGCCACAGUUGCGCUCCUUGCAUGCCAAAUUAUAACAACCAAGAUGCGAACAGUCUUGAAGCUUAUGAUCUAGCCAGCCCUUGUUGCGACCCGCACUGUGUGCCGAACACAAGAAAGAAAUUGCGACGAAAAAAAGAAUGUUCAAAAGAGCAUAAAAGAAAAGACAAGUGUCAACAAGUGGAUAAAUCGACGCAAAAGCCAGACGAGAGAGGCUGCUCACACUCACGCUCCAAGAAAGUUUGUUCAUCGGGACAUUGCUCAAGCCGAUAUCGAUAUUUAACAACAGAAUCUACUCAAACCAGUCAAUGUAGUUUGCAAUCUUACGCGACUAGUAACGCAACUGCCCCCUGUGAUAACUCAGCCUCCAGCUAUAGUACCUCCCUGAGCAGUGAUACCCUAUUUUGGGAUAACGAUAGGUCGGAGGCAAAAUCCUCGCCGAAAAUCCAAUAUCAAAGUGCUCAUUCUCAUGUCAAGCCCAAAUCUUGGGACAACUUAACAACUAAAGCAUUCGGUGGCUACGGUUUCGGAUAUGGAUAUUUGGACACAAGUACUAAGCACACAAAUCGCUCUAAAAGUCACGGUAGAAGUCACAGUGGGCGCAGUACCCAAAGUCAUCAUGAGUAUCAACAUCAUCAAGAGAAACACGCUCAUCGGCAAAGUGCUACUCAACACCAUUACUCCGUUUAUACUAGGAGUCACAGUCACUGCGCUCCAACCAAAUCCACCGAGAGCCUGAUCGUUGUACCCAAAUAUCAGCUGGAGAGCAGUGGAUCUGAAAGUAGACUGGCGUGCGACUGUGGCGAGAAUGUAGAAUACUAUCGACGCAUCAACUCAACGAAAAGCCCCGGUGAACCGCACUCCGCCACUUAUUACUCUCAACAUUUUAUAUACCCUACUCAUUCGUAUAAGAAGAAAGACACCAACAUCAGCUCAGAAAUAACAAGGCUCUAAAUUAAAUCGAUGUAGAUGAAUUUGUGUAAUCAACGCUCAACUCAAUAUUAGGCCUAAAAUUGGCAAUUAGCAUUUUUACUGUUUUAAAAUUAGGCUUCACUUUUAUCAGCUUUAUACUUGUUGAUUGAUAGUUUUAAUAUAAAAUAAAAUUUUCAGUAGUUUGUUUUUAUUCCUUCUUGUUUUUUUAUUAUUCUCUGGAUUUCAACUACACGAUUGACCUAUUCCAAUUACAAGUAAAGUGAAACAUAAGAAUAAAUAUUUCUGUUUUAAAAUUAAAAUGACUUUUCCUGUGAACAUUUCGUGUAGAGUUUCUAUCGGGUUGUUGGUUGUAUUGGACGUGGCUCCAUCUUGCUGAAAAAGUCUGUUCGUAAUGUAAGCAUUCUUAAAGCUCGGGAUGAAGUUGUGGAUCAUGUCGACAUAACACGCCAAAGUUACAGUGACUGUUCUGCCCCUUACGCCUUGAAAAAAGUAUACUCCAAUGAUUGCCGACUUAGCCACCCAUAACGUAACAUUCUGUGCAAAAGAUGUUGGUGAAGCUUUUUUUGAUUAGAAUCUCCCCAGAAACGGCAAUUUUGACGAUUCACAUACCCGUCUAGGUGGAAAUGUGCUUCACCACUGAAAACGGUCACUAACGAAUCUCUGGUUGGCAAAAUUCAGUCUUGAAACAUAAUCAGAUUCAUAUAGUGACUGCACGACCAAAAUUUUGUAUAUCUUGAGAUGCAAAUCAGAACGCAGUCCUAAUUAAGCCCGACGUUUUGUAACGAUUAAUCGAAGUUGACGUCGCACAGA
Molecule: messenger RNA, 2882 nt
Organism: Chilo suppressalis (striped riceborer)
Lineage: Eukaryota; Metazoa; Arthropoda; Insecta; Lepidoptera; Crambidae
Source: the annotation of a GenBank genome assembly